AUGUACUUUUUGCAAGCAUGGAAAGAAGUCUGGGAACAUAAAUCAAAACAGCUGGGAAAAGACGCCGUUUGGAAGCAGUUUUACUAUGUGCUGGUUUGGAAGCCUCGAGCGUUGCCAGAGUUAAAAGCCUUCCUUCGAUCUCCCAUCCUGAUUGAAGUGAUCAGCGUCGGUACAGACAUUGUGCAAGACUUCAUUACUGAAAUUAACGAAACAAAGGCGAUUCAGGGAUGUGUGGCUCCACACAAAGGAAAACACAAGGUACCAGCACCGCCCGAGCUCUCACUGAGUGAUGUCAUCGACCAUCGUUACCCUGCAAGUGAAGGAGCGCAAGACAAUGGAUUCGUAGAACAGACUCAUUAUCCAUCUGCUGUUCAAAAGCUAAUUGAGCGAGCCGAUCCCCUGCUAAAGUCAUUGUUGAUGGACGAAUACACGGUGGUAGCGAUCGAAAAUCUUGUUCGGUGCAUGAAUCAUCUGAAGCAAGAGAAAAAACAAGGAGCCGCUUAUCCAUCGGUCAUGGUCAAAGCAACAAUGAAUGCAUUUAUCAGCUUGCAAGGUUACGAAGAAAGUCGCAAGUACAUCGAUGAACUGGUCUCCACUUUGAUACGGCUUGGAUUACCUCCCGUAAACGCCAUUUUCCAGGAAUGGUGUAAUGCGAAAAAGGAAGCGGAUGCCCUGGUUGAUGAAAAUGACGUUGGCCCAUUCCAAACCACAGUCCCUCAGUCAACCCGCUCUGCGGUAACUCGCCACAAGCUGCUUCUAACAUUGGCAGACUACCUGGAGAAACAAACCGAUCUCGACGCUUUGAACACAGCAAUUCGCGAUAUCCGAAUUCUCAUGGAACCAUUUUUUGGAGGUUUCCCGGCUUCUCUGUUUCGACAAACUAAAAAGAUUGCUCGGUCUAUCUUUUGGGAUGACCAACGUUCCUGUCUCAAUCUAAGCGACACUUGCUGGAAAGACCUCGGAGCCAUUUUUCCUAUACUGAGCGAGAAGCUUGGUCCGUUAUCCAUCCCUUCCAUCCACGGUCAACUGGGUAAUUUCAAUUUUUCCUUGAGCAAUAUCAUCCUUGAUUGGCAUCAGGUGUUGCCAACGAUGGUCAAGGUCCAUCGAGAAACCUUAAUCACGACAGAUGCGAAAUAUACGUGGUUGGAUCGCUCCCAUGAGGAGAAUUGGACUCACUACGAGUUUCAAGGGUCGGCCAUUGUGUGUCAAAAUAUGGAUUACGUAUUUAAUCGAACCUCCUUCCCAAUGUGGGCUGACCAUGGAAAAUGCAAGGUGCUCUGCAACAACAUUUACAUCAAGGUAGUGGCAAGCACGGAAAAUACAGCCACCCGACUCAGUGGAAUAGAAAUAAGAGAGUGUUGCUGCACCAUGGAAAACGUGUCAUUACGGGUCGAAGAAACAGAGCACAGGAUUCUGACCAAUCUCUUGGCGCCAAGAUUUGCAAACACUUUGCAGAAAAGUCUGCAACAACACAUCGCCGAUAUCAUUAAAAAUGUUUUUGAGCAAAUUUGA
Radiomyces spectabilis is the source of this 1512-nucleotide messenger RNA. RefSeq lists its product as uncharacterized. Lineage: Eukaryota; Fungi; Mucoromycota; Mucoromycetes; Mucorales; Radiomycetaceae. The record is from RefSeq and is a predicted model, not a curated record. Gene Ontology annotation, molecular function: lipid binding. Bases 1 to 1512 code for a protein of 503 amino acids. The transcript is spliced from 7 exons.